UCUUCGCAAAAGUAUCCUGUUGCCCGCUCCCAAUCAUGUACUUUGGCCGAUCGCAGAUUCACACGCCGAUUCCAGCCGCCCCUGAGUCGCUGGGCAGGCUCGUCGACAGCAUCUUUGGUUCGCGCAGCACAUCCGCCGCCGAGUCGCGUCGCGACAGCCCGCGCGCUACUGCCAGCCGCGCUUCAGAGACGGCGCCAGAGUAAGUCGCCCAGCUGCUGUGGCACUGUUUUGUUCCCCCCCAUUGGUUGGGCCACAAUGGGGAGGCGACAUGGGAUUGAGACGUUAUUUGCCGCUGCUCCGUUGUGCAUUUGCUAAUGAACCCGAGAGGCGCUUUAUAUCGCCAUUGGGAUAUUGUAG
Linderina pennispora is the source of this 357-nucleotide messenger RNA. RefSeq lists its product as uncharacterized. NCBI's taxonomy places the organism in Eukaryota, Fungi, Kickxellomycota, Kickxellomycetes, Kickxellales, Kickxellaceae. Bases 36 to 203 code for a protein of 55 amino acids. The transcript has a single exon. The record is from RefSeq and is a predicted model, not a curated record.